Messenger RNA from Drosophila eugracilis, 369 nucleotides. RefSeq names its product DNA-directed RNA polymerase III subunit RPC10 (gene Polr3K). Lineage: Eukaryota; Metazoa; Arthropoda; Insecta; Diptera; Drosophilidae. Gene Ontology annotation, cellular component: RNA polymerase III complex. The transcript is spliced from 2 exons. The record is from RefSeq and is a predicted model, not a curated record. Gene Ontology annotation, molecular function: zinc ion binding; DNA-directed RNA polymerase activity; nucleic acid binding. Bases 43 to 369 code for a protein of 108 amino acids. Gene Ontology annotation, biological process: DNA-templated transcription; termination of RNA polymerase III transcription.
UUCAACGUGCUCAAAGACAAACAGCGCGGAUUGUCUAAAAUUAUGUUGUUUUUCUGCCCGUCGUGCGGAAAUAUAUUGAUUAUCGAGGAGGAUACAACCUGCCACCGCUUCACGUGCAACACCUGCCCAUACAUAUCUAGAAUCAAGCGAAAGAUCUCCGAAAAGAGCUUUCCUCGUCUUAAGGAGGUAGACCACGUUCUGGGAGGCAAGGCGGCUUGGGAGAACGUUGACUCGACGGAAGCAGAGUGUCCAACUUGCAGCCACAAGCGGGCGUACUUUAUGCAAAUACAAACUCGGUCAGCAGAUGAGCCUAUGACCACGUUCUACAAGUGCUGCAACCACGAGUGCAAUCACACCUGGCGGGACUAA